This is a messenger RNA of Nematostella vectensis (starlet sea anemone), 447 nucleotides long. RefSeq names its product glycine amidinotransferase, mitochondrial-like. The record is from RefSeq and is a predicted model, not a curated record. Gene Ontology annotation, molecular function: amidinotransferase activity. Gene Ontology annotation, cellular component: mitochondrion. The transcript has 2 exons. NCBI's taxonomy places the organism in Eukaryota, Metazoa, Cnidaria, Anthozoa, Actiniaria, Edwardsiidae. Bases 4 to 447 code for a protein of 147 amino acids.
GCAAUGGUUGUACCAAAGUUCACACCUGAGGUGAAAGCCAACACAAGUCACAAGAACUGGAAGUUCUUUGAAAUGUAUGGAGGCAGGCCUUUUCCUGCUGAACACUUGAAGAAAGCAGCCACUGAGAUAGAAGAGUUCUGUAACAUUUUACAUCAUGAGGGCGUGACUGUGCGCAGGCCAGAGCCAAUCGACUUCUCAGAGGUAUGCAAGACGCCAGAUUUCGAGUCGUCCGGCCUGUACUCCGCGAUGCCACGUGACAUUCUCCUCGUGGUAGGAGAUGAGAUUAUUGAGAGCCCCAUGGCGUGGCGGUCCAGGUUCUUUGAGUACCGCGCAUACAGACCGCUGAUCAAGGAGUACUUUAGACGAGGGGCGCGCUGGACAACGGCACCCAAGCCACAGAUGUUGGAUGAGUUGUAUGACCUGGUAAGAGACUGGAACUACAGAUAA